Symbiodinium natans is the source of this 1668-nucleotide messenger RNA. The record is from the annotation of a GenBank genome assembly. Lineage: Eukaryota; Dinophyceae; Suessiales; Symbiodiniaceae.
AUGAUCUGGGCCACGGUGGUGCAAUUACCCAAACUGGGCAAGGCCUCCCCUGCCUUUGCCAUUUGCAGCGUGGACAAGUGUGGCUGCGUGGAGGAUACAACCUGUGGUGAGAUCGACGACUCCUUCUCCACCCAGGCCUCGGAGCUUUCGGAAGAGGAGCCCCAAGCCAGCACUGCUGUGGCUUCGGUCGUGCGCGUGAAGCCCUGGCAGUAUGUGGAGGCCAAGCGCCAGGCUCGGCCAACCACGCCACCCUCGCGGCUCUCCACAGCGCAGGUCACGGCUGCGCCGGUCGUCAUCAAGCCGCACCCGGUCUCGCAGGUCCCUUCUCCAGUUACAUCGCGAGCCCCCUCUCAAGUUCCAUCGCGUCGCUCUUCGCAGGUCCUCUUGCCACCGGGGCCACCUCGGCUGACUCAGGUCCAGGUCAUCUCAGACCAAGCCAAGCCACCGCAGGGGACGCCUCAGAUCGCAGCACCAGCGCCCGCCCUCAUGGCCAUCCAGGCGCUUCGUGCUGUCCGAAGCUGGGCCCAGGAGCUGCGCCUGGCCGCUCUCGAGCGUCGGAUCCGCCAGGACCCGACGGACCUUGGGCGCCGCGUGGCUGCUGCUGCACAGCUUUGCCGGCUCAGCGAGCUGGACAGGGCGGUGCCCCACUUGGAGGCCGUGCUGUCCGCAUCGGACGACGCGGGCUUCCUCCACCACGCCCUGACCAGUGCUGUCGGGCCCAAGCUUUUCUACCAGCUGCCCAAGCUGACGGCCAAGUUUAUGCGGAAGAUUGCUUUGACCGGCGAGUGCAUGGAAGAGUUCGGGAGCCGCAGCGAGUUCGAGGAACGGGCCACGGUGUAUCACUUGGCCAAUGCUUUGGUCAUCCUCAAAGCAGCGGGCGAGAUGCAGGCAGCAUCUGAGCUCUUUGAGGAGGCUAAGGAGUUAGUGUGGCAGGGGAAGCGCCCGAUCACCUGGCAAAGCAUUCAGCAGACUCCCGCCGUGCACAUCUCCGGGCUCUCGCACCGGCCCUUCUGGAGUCCGAAGCCCCCACUUGCCGAUGUGCUGCAGGAGAAUUACCCGGCCAUUCUCCAGGAGUUUGCGCAGCUUCAGCAAAGACGGGAGGAGAGGCUUGCCGCGUAUCCGAAUCUGGUGGAAUCAGGGGUCUGGGACAUGUUGCAGCUCUACUCGGGUCGACGCUGGAAUCCGGGCCCGUGUGAGCUGAUGCCUUUCACAGCGGCGCUGCUGCAGCAGCACCUGCCGAGCGCGGACGUGCCGUACAUCCACUACAACUCGGAAGAAGUGGUGGUCUUCCUACUUUCUCCGGGGACCAAGGUCAGGCUGCACAAUGGUGGGAGCAACGUGCCGAUCAACCUUUCUCUAGGCCUCGUGGGUUGCAGCGGCUCCUUCUGCGAGGUGGCAGGAACACCGCAACCUUUCGAGGACGGCCGCGUCAUCGCCUUCGACGACGGCUCCGACCAUCGGGUCUGGCACGAUGGGGCGCAGGAGCGAUGGGUGCUGACGGUGCGCGUCCUGCACCCGGAGCUCGUGGCCGAUCCGCGCCGCUUCUUCUGCAGGGCCUUCACGAGGCGGACCUGCUUUGAGGCAUGGGACGCCGGCCGCGCCCGGGCACUGGGCUGCGAGGAAGAAAAGUUGCGGUUUCGGGGCCCGAUGGCACACCUUUCGCACUGA